Asterias rubens (European starfish) is the source of this 1821-nucleotide messenger RNA. RefSeq lists its product as uncharacterized. Lineage: Eukaryota; Metazoa; Echinodermata; Asteroidea; Forcipulatida; Asteriidae. The coding region runs from base 1 to 1821 and encodes 606 amino acids. The transcript has a single exon. The record is from RefSeq and is a predicted model, not a curated record.
AUGACGGACUACCCAGCGCUAAACGAUGAUGCUGCGAGUCCCUUCGACUCGUUGGCCAGAGCCAAGGCGAUACUCCGGCAGAGCACCGAGCGGGCCGUAAUGGAACGCCGUCGCAAGGAGCAGCAACGUGGGCUCCAGAGCUCCAUGUUGGAGUACACCGAGCACGCUAGGAGUGUCCGGAAGUCACACCUAGAGCAGGACGCACGACGGGGCAGUCUGAUGAGAGACCCGGCUUUCGCUGCUCGACUCGAGGCAGCGCUGGAUGUUACACCCCGUAAGGGACGCUCCCCCGUCCGGACUACCGACGGCGAGCUGCGGAGACUCUACGGAAAUCUGAGCGAGGAGAAGAUAAAAGCUCUCGAAGAGAAGCACCUACCGGAAAUACUGCACCAGAAAACAACAACCCGGCCGCUGCCGGGAAAACAGCGAGGGGAAGGAACGGACUUCUGGGACAUUGUGACGAAAGAUGGGAACGUAAAGAGGAUAGUGGUCCUCCGUGCUGAUGAUGAGUUUGUUAACACGCGAUGCCGUAAGCCUGGGGACGAUGGUGCCUCCUCACGCACCACCGCAGGUAACGCUACCGACGGUUUCAUGAGUUACAGGACCGAUGACCCAAACUUUAAGAGCAACGCGCUCGGGAAAGAUCAUAGAGUGAUAUUACCUAUAACUGACGAGACCAGAAACAUUUCUGCCGUGCAAGACCCGACACCCGAACAGAUAGUUAAGAAACCGGUUAUUAGGAUAGAGGUGUCGAUUCCAAGGAUGGAGUUUGAAACACCGAGUCCCGAUCCGUCUGAACCCGAAGAUGGGGGAGGUGGACUUCGGCAAACUUCGGACUUGAGGCUUACCCAAGAAUGUUCACACUCCGAGUUGAGAACUCAAGAAGCUGCGAUGGAUAGUAACGCUUCCAAUGGACGGGGCCAACAUGGGAAUAAGAGGGGCUUUCUUGAUUUUCAAAGUUCAAAACUUCAGCAUGAAAACUCUAUGUCAGUAGAUGGGGGUUGUUCGUCAUUGCACACUGUACUUAAGAUGCCGUCACAAACAUUCCCGGUCGACGCUCCCAGAAGGGAAUUGACACACGGAGAACCGCUUGGAACCAUAGACGCCGCCAACGGCCAACAUCAUAAGACUGAUGUCCAGAUGCACGAGUUAUCCCAGAGUUCUAUCUCACUGGAUGAUACGUUAUCUUACCACAGAGGUUUCACGGUCAACACUAGCGUGCAGACCUUGCCUUCAAGGAUGGAAGGAAUUCUGAAGAAUGCCAUGAGCUCUGCUCAACGCGGAGGACCUAGUCGGCCGAGCGAGUCGAUGGGGGGAGCCGACGCGGAGACCCCGGGAGCGUUCACCUGUCGACACGGUCAGUUGGUGGCAACGUGCACCACUUGCCGGACUGUGGAUGAAAUCCAGAGACGGUUGAAGACCAACCACUUCCGAAGGCAGAUGAGACAGAGUUUCCAGUGGAACCUUCAGGCGGGGACGGCACUCAGCAACAGCUCGCGGUGGGAUGGGGGUGGAUCCGGUAAGAUCAACCUCGUUCCCCGAUUGAAAGAAAUGCGGGCGCAGAAGAAGAAGUCGAGUGCCGUACUUUAUAGGCAGAGGAAAUCGGGUAAAGCGAGAUCAGGUGUACAGAACGCUACCGGCAGUUUCAUGAAGAGGUCUGUGAUGGAACGAUCGGCAGCAAACAGCAGUCUGCUGAAGAAUAGUUCUAAUGAAAGUUUGGGCGCGAAGAAAUCAGUUCGUUUCUCUGACGAGAAUGUUUACCAUCGGAUGACGGGGUACUAUCCGACGAAAGACGCAGAGAACGUUGUUUCAGCAUCGUGA